GGUUGCGCUUGUUUGUAGUCCAGUCAAUUAGUAGCCGUUAUACUUGCACAGCACCGCAAUGUCGACCGCCAUUCGUGCCCAGGCUGGUAGCCUGAAGGCUGCGCCUAUCGCCAAGUCGCUUGUUUUCCGUCCCUGCUCCAUUCGCGCUGCGGGUCGCCCCCAGCUGCGCUCCGCGUCUGGGGAUGCGGGCAGCCGCAUGGCGGUGGUGACGUUCGCCAAGGGUGGCAAGGGAGGCAAGGGUGGAAAGGCCGAGGCGCCUGCCAAGGAGGAGAAGGGCGGCAAGGGCGGUGCUGCCGCCGGCGGCGGCGCGGACGUGCAGAAGAUUGCUGCUGAGGCCAAGAAGGACGCGGAUGAGCGCAUGAAGAAGUGCCUGGCAGUGGUGGGUGACGGCUUCAACACCAUCCGCACCGGCCGCGCCAACCCAGCCAUCCUGGACAAGAUCACAGUCGACUACUUCGGUGCGCCCACGCCACUGAAGCAGAUGGGCACGGUGACGGUGCCGGACGCAUCCACGCUCAUGAUCACGCCCUUCGACAAGACCAGCCUGCGCGACAUCGAGCGCGCCAUCCAGGAGUCCGACAUCGGCAUCAACCCCAACAACGACGGCGAGCGCAUCCGCCUCAUCAUGCCGCCCAUGACCCAGGAGCGGCGCAAGGACCUGGCCAAGCAGGUGUCCAAGAUGGCCGAGGACGGCAAGGUGGCGGUGCGCAAUGUGCGCAAGGACGCGCUGAAGAAGGUGGACAAGGUUGAGCUGCCCAAGGACGACAAGAAGGCUCUGGAGGACGACAUCCAGAAGCUGACUGACACGUAUGUCAAGAAGGUGGAGGACGCAGCCAAGGCCAAGACCGAGGAGGUCAUGAAGCUGUAAUGUAAUGCCCAGCGCUGCCUCGUAUGCUCGAAAAGGAGCUCGCAGCAGUGCUUGCGGAGCUGUCGGGCUAGGCUGCAAGUAGGCGUUCGGAGCUGGUGGAGGCCUAACGGUACAGCGGCGUUGGAGCAGUUUUGGGUUUUGUUAUGAUGUUUAACGGACGUGUGAUGGGACCGGCAGUGCGGGGUUAUGUUUGCGAUGAGAGUGCGGUAUGCAGAAGGUUUAUUGGAUGGGAGUUCGUGUCUUGGCGUCCUAAGGGCGCCAGACCGUGUUGCAAUCUUUGUGCAAGUGAAGCGCUCUGAUGGAGCGUGCGUGUGAUUGCAGCCGUGGGGCUAAUUCACAGCGCUUGCAAGUGUAGUGCACGCUCUUAGAUGCUUGGGCCCAGACGUAACGGUGCGAUGAGCUGUUGUCUCGCGAUCCACACAGUAAUACACAGCAUUC
Chlamydomonas reinhardtii is the source of this 1306-nucleotide messenger RNA. RefSeq lists its product as uncharacterized. Gene Ontology annotation, cellular component: mitochondrion. Lineage: Eukaryota; Viridiplantae; Chlorophyta; Chlorophyceae; Chlamydomonadales; Chlamydomonadaceae. Gene Ontology annotation, biological process: translation. Gene Ontology annotation, molecular function: ribosomal large subunit binding. The record is from RefSeq and is a predicted model, not a curated record. The transcript is spliced from 6 exons. Bases 59 to 868 code for a protein of 269 amino acids.